Messenger RNA from Cydia strobilella, 860 nucleotides. Its product is annotated as integumentary mucin C.1-like. The transcript has 4 exons. The record is from RefSeq and is a predicted model, not a curated record. The coding region runs from base 81 to 860 and encodes 259 amino acids. Lineage: Eukaryota; Metazoa; Arthropoda; Insecta; Lepidoptera; Tortricidae.
AUAUUUUAAUUUAUAUUAUUAUUGUUUUAUGCUGAUUGCUAAAUUAAUUAAAAUAUUCAUCAAGCGUGGCCAGAAGGGACAUGAAAAGCCACCAUGUCAGUUUAGUUAUGAUGACUGUAACUCUAGCAUACAGUGCCCCUAUUGAAUACGAGUAUGUCUCCAUCGAAGUCACUCCAAGUAAACCGAUCAGGAGACAAAAUGGUGUCGCCAAUUCCGGAAGCUGCUGCCAAUCUGGCUCUCAGAGUUGUUGCCCUUACGACUACGAUGACACGUGUGAGACUGCAAGAAACAGAACCUUGUGUGGUUAUAAUAAAAACCAAAAAAAAACUGAUGAAAUGGCAAGCGUAACCAUAUACGGACUUCCUUGUCGAGUUAACGAUGAUCGUCUCGAGUGCGGAUAUAACGGGCCUUAUAUAACUGAUCAGAGACCAAGUUUUGUAAAUAAUAAUCCUCCAAAUAACCUAGACUGCUGCAGUUGUUGUAACCAAGAAACUACUAAAGAAGUAGCUAGCGAAGCAACAACAAAAGCAACAACAACAACAACACCGAAAACAACAAAAACAACAGAAGCAGCUACUGUAGCUACUACCAAAGCCAGAGUUGAAACUACAACAUCCACCAUUACCACCACUAGCACUACUACCACUACUACCACUACUACCACCACUACCCCAAAACCUGCCACUACCACCACCAAAUAUGAAAAAACUACACAGUCCAAGAAGUUAACUUCUAAACCGCCCAAGUUGGAUAUUACAUCGGCCAAUCAGCCAGCUACAUCAUGCGCGUCCUUCGAGGAGAGAUGUGUUAUCACUUAUGAUAGUCCUUGCAUACCGGUACCACCUUGUUGGCAAGAUUAG